This is a messenger RNA of Selaginella moellendorffii, 2283 nucleotides long. Its product is annotated as WD repeat-containing protein 70. Gene Ontology annotation, biological process: regulation of DNA double-strand break processing. Gene Ontology annotation, cellular component: site of double-strand break; nucleus. Gene Ontology annotation, molecular function: protein binding. Lineage: Eukaryota; Viridiplantae; Streptophyta; Lycopodiopsida; Selaginellales; Selaginellaceae. The record is from RefSeq and is a predicted model, not a curated record. Bases 5 to 1993 code for a protein of 662 amino acids. The transcript has 11 exons.
AAGAAUGUCCUCCGACGAAGAUGACGCGCGAGAGAUGGCUCAGAUGCGCGCCAUCGCCAAAGCUCAGCAUCGCUCCAAUGGGCGUGCUGCUGCUACUCCCUCUGCGAAUACCAUGGAGGAGUUUUACGAGGCAGACCAGCUGAGAGGCCACUUUCCCGUGUCUUUUGGAAGGCAAGAGAAGUCGAUAGCAUCUGUAGAGGUUGUCCACACGCUCACAAAGCGAUCGAGCAGCGAAGACGAGACCCAGCUUAACAAAAAUCUUAGCGAGCGUUUGAAGAAAGUAGCGGAAGCUAACCAUAACUUGGAGCGUCCAAGCGAGCAAAGUUUGAGCACUCGAGAAGACGGCUCUAUGGUUGGGCCGCCGAGACCAGAGGAGGAAGAGGCAGCAGCAGAAGAAUUGAUUGGACCUCCUAGACCGUCUACGGCUGCUCUAAGUGACGAGAAAGAUGAUACCGAGCCUGCGUUGAUCGGUCCUCCUCGACCAAACGAUGGAGCUGGCAGUGAUAGUGACGAAGAAGAAGAAGAGGACGAUGACGAAUAUCAUGUUCCUCUAAGCAAUGAGAUUAUUCUCGGGGGACACACAAAGGUUGUUGCCGCUUUGGCCAUUGAUCCUUCUGGGUCCAGAGUUUUGACAGGGAGCUACGACUACUCGAUCCGGAUGUAUGAUUUCCAAGGCAUGGAUUCCCGUCUGCAGUCGUUCAGGCGGAUUGAGCCGUUUGAAGGACAUCAGAUGCGAGCAAUUAGCUGGAGUCCCUCGGCGGAUCGUUUUCUUGCUGUGACAGGGUCUGCAAGAGCCAAGAUAUUUGACAGAGACGGUCUUUCAUUAGGCGAAUUCAUCAAAGGUGAUAUGUACAUACGGGACUUGAAGCACACUAGCGGGCAUAUUUCUGGUUUGACGGGUGGUGAGUGGCAUCCGUCGGAGAAGAACACGAUAUUAACAUCGUCGGAAGAUGGAUCAUUACGAAUAUGGGACGUGACCAACUUGAAAUCUCAGAAACAGGUCAUCAAGCCUAAACUUGCAAGACCAGGUCGUGUUUCUGUUACGGCUUGCGCAUGGGGUUUAGAAGGAAAAACGAUCGCGGGGGGAUUGGCAGAUGGAUCCAUCCAGAUCUGGUCUAUCAAACCAGGAUGGGGCAGCCGUCCGGAUAUUUAUCUGAGUAAGGCCCAUGCCGCGGGUGACGACGUAACUGCGAUCCGGUUUUCUGUUGAUGGUUACACAAUGGUUUCCAGGAGCACCGACGCUACUCUAAAAGUUUGGGACAUCCGGAAAGCUCGAGAACCUCUGAAAGUGUUUUCAGGGCUUCCUUGUUUUUACGCACAAACGAAUUUGGCCUUCAGUCCAGAUGAGCACCUAAUUCUAACUGGUACUUCUGUUGAGAAGGGAGGAAAUGCCGGUGGACAGCUUUACUUCUUUGACAAAAGGCAACUUGAGCUUGUUCGGAAAACCGGGAUAUCCUCGUCAGGAAGUGUUGUUUGCUGUGCUUGGCAUCCGCGAUUGAAUCAGAUAUUUGCCACUACGGGCGACAAAAGAGAAGGCAAUACUCACGUAUUGUACGACCCGGUUUUGAGCAAGAGAGGAGCGUUGGUUUGUGUUGGGCGGGCUCCACGAAAAAAAUCUGUGGACGACUUUGAAGCUCCACCAGUGGUUAGAAAUCCGCAUGCUCUACCUAUGUUCAGAGACGAACCAAGCCGCAAGCGUCAACGAGAAAAGGCUCGAAAUGAUCCUCUGAAAUCCCGGAGACCGGACCUACCCAUCAAUGGUCCUGGUCAUGGUGGUCGUGUGGGUGCGACAAAGGGAAGCUUGCUCACUCAAUACUUACUGAAGGAGGGUGGAGCAAUGACGGAGAACUGGAUGGAGGAGGAUCCUCGGGAAGCAAUAUUGAAGUAUGCCGAACUUGCUGCAAAAGAUCCCAAGUUUAUUGCUCCUGCAUACGCACAAACUCAGCCGGAACCAGUUUUUGACACAACUGUUUCGGACGAGGAAGAGAAAUGAACAAUCUUGUACCAUACAGAUUACAGGCCACACAGCUUGGCGUCGAUCAGGUUAGUGUUCCUACGCAACCAGAACUUCGCCCAUAUGUAAUUUUUCUUUGCUUGCAACAACAGGUUACCUCAUUCAUCUUUCGUCUCCCGUCCAGAAGUUUUUUUGCUUGGGUCCAGUGGGACCUUCUUCGCCAGACAGUUCGUUCGGAAACCUGUUAAAGAUAUCUUCGAUGGACCUCCUUAUCUUUUUGGGAAGGAAUUUGAACACCUUUUCCAGCUCGGUCCUGGAGUUAUACUGGA